GCUUACGGACUUUAAAAUACGAAUUAUCCAAUACGAAUCUAUCACUACUCGCGAUUCUUUCGUUUAUCGUUGUUUAAUAUAGAAUUCUUUCUAUUACGUAUUGCGCGUAACGUUGAAAAAUACGUUUAAAUACGUUUAAUAUCAAAAUUAAUAAUAUCUUGUAUGUGUUGUUGAGUUAAUUUCUACUUUAAUCCUAGAUAGAAUUGAACCGUAUUUAGGAAGAAAUAUUGGCAUUUUCCCGGGCGUUUCCGUUUCCUAUAGAUCGCUGUCACAUUUCUGUAAAUCAUAAACUGCGCCUAGAAUUCGCGUGUCGCAUGAACAUCAUCAUCCUCGUCGUAGUCCGUUGUCAUCGUCCUUUCGUUUGUUCGUUCUUUACUAAACCACUAUCACGCGAUUACAUUGUGAAAUAGAGAAAUUCAAAAUAUGUCGAGUAAGUUUGUCCGAGGCACCGCAAGCUUCUCGAAACGUUUUCUCUUCGUUGUUGUGAAAGAUAGUCGACGGAACUGUUAACGAUCUACGGUAGGUAGGCAUUGAGUUUAGUCCGUGUCCCUUUGCCCUCAAAUUCCUUCGAGAUUUGCCAGAUUAACGGUGAGGAUAAUGAGGUGAGGCAUAAGGGAGAUAAUCGAUCCGUUAUGAAGUUAUAAAUCUUCAAAGGAGAGAUCAGCGGGGUCUAACAACGAUAUGAGGCUACGAUAUAUAUCUCCUUAGCAACGUCGUGGCAAAACACUGCGUCAGUAGCAAGCAAGCUAGUGUAAUACGUCGAGGAACGUUGUCGAGGCCUAUACUCCCUUCUUCCUAAAGAAGAUUACUCUAUGGAUCUAGCAAAGAACGAUAAGAUCAACCGUGGACGGUGGAUCGAGGAACGAUAUUGAAGAGAAGGAUCGAUCCAAUUAAUUAUUUUCCAAUCGAUAUCGAUCCUGUCAUGAACGUCGGCGAAGACUUCAAUCAACUUUUUCAACUGUCCAACAGCUGACGAAGAUUAGUGGAAUUUUUCCUGAAGAUAGUUCUUUCCUUCCAAGGGAAGAUGAAUCGGGAAUUUCCAUCGAUUAUUUGCUCCAUUCUCGUCUUACUCAUAAUUCUUCUACAAAGAGCUUGGGCCAUCGAUUGUUUUAAAUGUGUUUCGAUCGACGGCGAUAACAAACCCUGUGACGAUCCCUUUCACAAUAAUGGCAGUCUUGCAUUUUUGGAGUCACCUUGUUUGGGUGGCCGCAAAGGUCGAGAUGGUCUUUUCCCUGCAACCGCUUGUAUCAAAAUAGCUGGGAUCUAUGACGAAACCGGCAUUUCGCUUACUGUCAGAAGCUGCGCGUUGGAUAGUGGAACCCUUACUACGGAUUCUGAGAUCAUAAGAAUGUCUCACUGUGGUGGUUUCUACUUUGACGAUAAAUACGUUCGGGGCUGCGUUCAAUCUUGUAAUGAUGCAGAUGCGUGUAACGGGACCACUCAGAUCAAGGAAACAUCCUUGAUCAUUUUAAUAUUACCUAUUUUUUUCGGACUCGUUUAAACGAAAACAAUUUCAAUUUAAAGAACAAUUACUUCGACCAAUGAAUGAGGAAGGGAUAUAUCUAAUUACGUUUUAAUCAUUUUCUAAACACAAAUAAUAACGAAAACUGCCACGUUACGAUAUUUUAAAACAGGCCGCCGCUUUGCAUCGAACAAAAUGAAAGUCAAUCUUGUGAAUAAUUUUGUAAGCUUAUACCUUAUGAUACGUAAGCAUAAUUUGCUACCCCGUUUUAGCUUUUCACCGUCGCUACAAUUUUCUACUAUCAUUCUGUAAAAUCGAUAGUUCGUAGAUGAAAAAAAAAAAAA
This is a messenger RNA of Polistes canadensis, 1806 nucleotides long. RefSeq lists its product as uncharacterized. Bases 1025 to 1501 code for a protein of 158 amino acids. The record is from RefSeq and is a predicted model, not a curated record. NCBI's taxonomy places the organism in Eukaryota, Metazoa, Arthropoda, Insecta, Hymenoptera, Vespidae. The transcript is spliced from 4 exons.